AUGCGAUACCGGAGUGUCUGGUUCCGAGUGCGAUGGAAGGGCUAUGACCCGUCUCAUGACCAGUGGGUCAAGCACUCAGAUGUGUUUGCUGACGAUGCAGUGGCAGCAUUUUACCGCAAAUACCCUGGGAAGCCACGUGUCAUCGCAGCGGCCGUAUUUGACUCGCUGCCCUUCAGGGACUCGUCAACCCCCAACCGUGCCUUGUGUCGAGGCGCCGCAAUCAAGAGGGGGGGUGAUGUCAGGGGAACCCCUGCUUUCGUCCGAUCAUCCUGGGAUCUUGCAUGUGACCGUGCACGCGCCAUCUGUCAGGCGUCACAUGCUUCGGUCCGGACUUCCCUGCCAAGCGCAUCCACAUGA
Molecule: messenger RNA, 357 nt
Organism: Mycena citricolor
Lineage: Eukaryota; Fungi; Basidiomycota; Agaricomycetes; Agaricales; Mycenaceae
Source: the annotation of a GenBank genome assembly